This is a messenger RNA of Lolium rigidum, 615 nucleotides long. Its product is annotated as RING-H2 finger protein ATL39-like. Bases 1 to 615 code for a protein of 204 amino acids. The transcript has a single exon. NCBI's taxonomy places the organism in Eukaryota, Viridiplantae, Streptophyta, Magnoliopsida, Poales, Poaceae. The record is from RefSeq and is a predicted model, not a curated record.
AUGGCUCAGUUCUUCCUCGACCGUGCACCGCCGACGUCGGCGUGGCCCCCGGAAUAUUCAUCCGCUCCUAGUUCGCUGCCGCCGCCGUCGUCCACGUCGGAAGAUGAUGAGUCCUCGUCUCAAGGCAGGGUCGCCGCUGGCCUCGUCAUCGGCUUCCUCGCCUUGUUACUUCUCGUCGCUGUAGUUUACAGCCUCUGCAAGUGGCGCCGCCGAAGCCGCGCUCUCGCUCGCACUCGAGCAAGGGCCGCGGCCUGGGCCGCCAUCCCCGCCGCUCCGCUGCCGCUACAGGCUGAGCCGCGCGCUCGCACCGAGCGGCGGCGGCUGGUCCGAAGGGCCAGCACCCUUGCCCCGACGCCGACUGCCCGUCUCCCGGCGUUCACGUACAGCCAGUCGGCGAAGCACAACGUGGCGGGCACCGGGGAGGAGGCGGCGACGUGCUCGGUGUGCCUCGGCGCCUUCCAGGACGGCGAGUCGGUGCGGCUGCUGCCGGCGUGCCUGCACCUGUUCCACGUCGAGUGCAUCGAUCCGUGGCUGGACGCGCACUCGACGUGCCCGAUCUGCCGCUCCGACACUGACCCGACAGUGGACGUCGCGGCGCGGCUACCGCCUGUUUAG